Messenger RNA from Pyricularia grisea, 297 nucleotides. RefSeq lists its product as uncharacterized. The transcript has 3 exons. The record is from RefSeq and is a predicted model, not a curated record. The coding region runs from base 1 to 297 and encodes 98 amino acids. Lineage: Eukaryota; Fungi; Ascomycota; Sordariomycetes; Magnaporthales; Pyriculariaceae.
AUGGUCUUUGCCGAUCGGAAGAGAAGGGCCAAGCGCAAAGAGGAGCAGCGGCUGGAGCGCGAGGCAGAAUUGAGUGGCGAGCGACAGAAACGAGCCGACGUCAGCCCUGAGGCAUGCGAUAGAAUGAGCGACACGAGAAGGCGGGUUACUGGAGGCAGGACGCGACAAGAAGAGGAGGAGCCCGAGGAGGAGGGAAGACAGGCCGUGACAAUAGUGGAGGAGAGAAGAGACAGGAGACGAGGAGAGCAGAGCGAUGAGCGGACAUGGGAUGUUGCUACUCAUGGACGAGGAGAAUGA